AUGGCGGCUCCUGCUGCUCGGAAGCUUCAAAGAGACAUAGAGGUGGUCCUAAAGAAGGCCCACGAAGGAACUGAAGAGUUUGCAGAGUUUUGGGACCAGAUUGCCACAGCGCAAGGGCCCCAAAAAGAAAGAUUGGGUGAGGAGUUGAAGAAGUGCAUCAACAAGCUGCAGAGACUCAGAUCGCAGAUGAGAGACUGGCUUGGAUCGCCCCAAGUCCCAGCGCCUCUGAAAGACAAACUGGAAGAGGGCAGAAAGCGAAUAGAAAGUGACAUGGCGAGGUUCAAGGACUUUGAACGAGAGUUCAAGACCAAGGCCUUCUCAUACACUGGCUUGGCCAAGCUGGACGAGCUGGACCUAGAAGAAGCUGAGAAAGUCAAGUCACAGGAGUGGUUGGCGCAUACCAUCCAAACCCUCAAAGACCAGCUGGACCAAUUCGAGGCUGACUUAGAGUUCCUGCAGGGAAAGAGGUCCCUGAACAGCGACGACAAAUCCAGAUUGCCCAAGCUCCAGACGGCCAUUGAAAGGACUCGAUGGCACAUCAAGAAGCUUGAGCAGCUGCUGAGAGCUGUGAACAACGAUGCAGUCGAUAUCAGCGAUUUAGCGGUUGUGAGAGAGAGCAUCGACUACUAUGUCGAAGCUGGUGAGGACUCCGAUGGAGUUCACGACGAGACGUUGUACGAGUAUUUCGACCUCACGGAAUUCGAGGAAAAGGUCGCUCCCCCGAGGACCGAAAACCCCGAUUCCAAAGAUGACUCUCCAGCAGGAAGCAAGGAGGAAACUCACAAGAAGCAGAAGGAGAAAGACAAAAAGAAGAAAGAGGACAAGAAGGCCAAAGCCAAGGCCGAGAAGAAGGUUCAGGGUGCAGGCAUUGUGAGCAAGUCCAGCAUUGUGGGCAAGACGAUCAUCGACAACGGCCACCAUGGGCCCGUCGAGGUCAAGCAGCUCGAGCCGGAUGAGGUCAAGGUCAUGGAGGAGCAGCUUGUGCAUGAACAAGACGCAGAGUUUAUCUGCAAGAUCUGCCAGAUUUACGUUGUUGGGUGUGUCCCAAAGCUGACCACCUGCUCUCACAUCUUCUGCGGAGAUUGCAUUGCCAAAUGGUUUGAUCAACACCCGGACACCCAGACUUGGGCCCAGCGAGCAAAGGCCGCUGGUCCGGACCGAUGUGUGCCAUGCCCGGUCUGCAAGAAGUCCUUGAAUGAAAACCAUGACCUAUCUCCAGUGUGCAGCAAUGCACAGAGGAGCCAAAAUGUCCUUCUGUGGAGGAUGCUGUCGCAGAAGCGGAUUGUCUGCCAGAACAAUCCGAAACUGAGAAGCGACGGCAGGUGUGACUGGGUGGGCGAGUACUGCAACUACCAGAAGCACUAUGACAUGUGUAAGAAUGUUCCGCUUGCGGAAGCAGGCUAUCCUGCGGAGGUCCCCUCAGCUCCUAAGGAGGCUCCCCAGAUCGUAGAGAAGGCCCCGUGCCCGCCCGCACCGGCAAAGCAGUUGGCAGGGGCCUCGCCCCCAGCACCGUGCACAGGUCCGGGCCCAGCGGCACCAAAGCAGGCUCAAAAUGCUCAAAGUCGAACCGUCGAACUUCGGUCGAACGGUCGCAUCUUUCAAUCGAUGAACAAUGAUGAGUUGAAGGUGGCCAUCAAGACUUCGGCGCCUACAGCGGAGCCACCCAGAGCUUUCUUGAGCAAAGCUAAAGAGGCAAAAAGAGUGCGCAAUGCGCCUUCUCAGGUGCCCGCUCAGGCAAUGGCAACAGCACCUGCCAUGGCACCCAGCCCAGCGCCCUGCGCGCCGUGUGCGCCGAGCGCACCAACGCAGAACUCGGGACAGCUUGUAGAGUGGACGAAUGUGGUGGAAGAUGUGCCCUAUGAGUACAUCUGCAUGGAUCAGGAGUUAGACCCACAGCGCAGCCAGCGCCGCGGGUGCAGCCGCAAGGGCAGGAGGCGCCUUUGGCGCCAGCGGCCCCAACACCUGUGCAUCCGGAGGUUUGGGGCAAGUGAGGCCAUGAGGCUUUUCAGACUCUCAUUUUCUGUGGAAGGUGGCGAGAGUGCAGACAAGGCUGGUGCCAGCAUGUCUGCGCUUCUGCUUGUAGAAGAACUCCAAGUUCCAGGCGGAGAGAUGUCCUCUUUACUGGCCGAGCUGUUGGCAACUUUGAAGCCACCGGUUCCCGUGCGGCAAGGCGAUGUCAUUGAGGUGUUGGAAACAGACCCAUCGGGUUGGACCUUUGCCAAGAACCUCACAGGCGCCAAUUCCACCGGUUGGGUGCCAACUUGGAUCGUACCGCGGCCUGCGGAAACAGCACAGGCGCAAAGAUUAGCCCCCGUUCCUGAGGUGCAACAGGCGCUUCAGACUCGGCAAGUGCAUCAAGCACAGCCCUUGCAGCCCGUGCAACACCAGCAUCUGCGGGAGACGCGGGAGCGAGAGGUCCAUCAGCUUCGGGACACUAGACCUGAGUCUCGGGGCCUUCUUCGCGCUGUCCAGCCCUUCACUUCCGGAAGUGAUUCUCAGAUGACUCUGAACACCUCGGAUUACGUGGAGAUUGUGGAGCGCCAUCCCACGGGCUGGACUUUUGGCCGCAAGGUGGAUGCGGCGGGAACUGCGGUAUCCGAGGGUUGGUUCCCAGACUGGGUCCCUGGCUUGAUGACUUUCUGGGUCUUCUUGGCGCUUGUCAGACCAGAGUUCCAAAGUGCUCCGGCUAGAGGGGACCUGGGAUCGACCUUUGACGCAUUCGAGGGACCGGAUGUCUUGGCAUCCCUGGAUGACAAUGAGGAGAAAAGCCACAGCAUCGAGGACCUCCUGCGAGCUUUGGAGAAGCAUCGCAUCGAGUGUGAACAAGCCGGCAGGUAUGAAGAGGCGGAGCUGGCACGCCUGCGACUGGACCAGCUCCGACAACACGAGGAGCGCAGCCGGAGAGACGCUCUCUUGGAGCAGCAGCUUGCCGAGCGAAUGGGUGUGGAAGAGGCCCACAUGCUCGGCUUGCAGGAGUUCAGCAAUAUUUGGGACCAGAAGCAGCAAGACUUUGAGUCUCGUGCAAACCAGCUGCAGAAGGUGCUGGCAACUCGCCACAAGCAAGAACACCAGGCGCACCUGGAAAAGUUGCGAAGGGAAGUGGAGCCCAGGACCCCACGCUGGAGCCGCGACCUCCUCAAUUUGCGAAAGAUCCAGGAGACGCUGGCGAAAAUGCGCAAGUAUGCUGAAGCAGAGAAGACAAAGGUUCAGGCGGACAAGCUGGAAGCCAAAGAGCACAAUCAGUGGAAGGAGAAGCGGGAGGCCAGGAUCGCAGUCAUGGAGGAGCAGUUCCUCCACAAGCAGCAGCUGGAGAUGGGUGGUUUGCUGAAGCGGCUGAAGGCCUCGCGUGAAGAGCUGCGACGCUCCCGAAAGCUGGAGAUCGAAAGGCUCCUGCAGCGUUACCAAAACUUGAAGAUGCAGAUGGAGAACCAGCAGCGCAUCAUCCAGCAGCGCGUGGAAAGGUACCCAAUUACUGCCCCGAUGGUGAACAACACCUCCAGGCCUCCCUCUGGGGGCAUCGCGUCAUAG
This is a messenger RNA of Symbiodinium pilosum, 3528 nucleotides long. NCBI's taxonomy places the organism in Eukaryota, Dinophyceae, Suessiales, Symbiodiniaceae. The record is from the annotation of a GenBank genome assembly.